AUGUCAACCGCCACUGCCGCCAACGAUACCACUCGACCUAUUGUGGCUAUCACAGGUCUCAAUGGAUAUAUAGCUGUUCACGUUGCAAUUCAUUUCCUUGAGAAAGGAUUCGACGUCAGAGGUUCAGUACGAUCUGCAUCUUCAGUCGAGAAGAUCAAUGAUAAUCCAAUUUGGAAAAAAUGGAUCGAUGAAAAAAGAGUUCAAGUCGUUAUCGUUCCUGAUCUCCAGGGCGAUUUAACUGAACUACUCCAAGGCGUGGAAGUUAUCGCUCAUCUAGCUGCUCCAGUCGGUCAGAAUCUAAAAAGUUGGGAUGAAUAUAAACUUCCUACGAUCAAUGGUGUCUUGAAUGUCCUCAAUCAAGCUCAGAAGUUCGGAACCAUCAAAGCAAUUUCGAUCAUGUCUUCAAUGGCAGCAGCUUUCAAUCCCGUUCCUAAAGAACAACAAAUAGGUAAAAAUUAUACAGAGGAAGAUUGGUUUCCUUACGAUGAAGCAGCUUGUGAAGCUUUAGAUUCUUCAAAUCCAUACGCAAGUCUACUUUGGUAUUGUGCAGCUAAGAAAUAUGCCGAAUUCGCUAUUCAAGACUGGAUCAAAGAGAAAAAGCCUUCUUUCUCAAUUGCUAUUUUACGGCCACCAAUGACGUAUGGUCCUGUGCUCAACUUUACUUCGCCUCAGGAGUUCAAUGGAGUCAAUGGAUCGUUACCGGGCUGGCUCUCGUUGAUCAAAGGGAAAGACGCUCAUGUGCCAGAGAGCGAAGCUACUGCUUACGCGGAUCCAAGAGAUGUCGCAGCUGUCUUCUAUCAAGCUGCAAUCAGAAGAAAGACUGAUACAUAUAACAUCUCCACCGGAGAGUAUUCAUAUCAGAUGUUCGUCAAUGAAUUUAGGAAAUUGAGACCUGAUUUAGACUCUUAUUUCCCUCUUGGAAACCCUGAUGAGAAAACUCCCAAGGAGCUCAACUACUUCACUAUAGACGGUAGCAAAGCAGCCAAAGAACUCGAUAUCAACUAUCAUACUCUGGAAGAAACCAGUAAAGAUACCUUGGAUCAUUAUGAAGCGAUUGGAGUAUUCAAAGUCGCACCUGGAAGCUGGGUCAAAGAAGUUUAA
Messenger RNA from Kwoniella shivajii, 1101 nucleotides. RefSeq lists its product as uncharacterized. NCBI's taxonomy places the organism in Eukaryota, Fungi, Basidiomycota, Tremellomycetes, Tremellales, Cryptococcaceae. The transcript is spliced from 8 exons. Gene Ontology annotation, molecular function: oxidoreductase activity, acting on the CH-OH group of donors, NAD or NADP as acceptor. Bases 1 to 1101 code for a protein of 366 amino acids. The record is from RefSeq and is a predicted model, not a curated record.